UACCAUGAAUUCAAGCCGUUCUACAUCCAGUUCAUCGUCGGGUAGCACCUCUAGCAGUGGGAGCACCAGUUGCUCAGAUACUACAGGUUCCUCUUCGGAUACCGAAACUUCUUCAAGUGGACAUGACAACAAACCUAAACUUCCCACAACAAGACGUAAAAGUUCCGAAAAAGGUACAGGAAAUCAAAACGAAACGGACAGCAAGACACCAUCUAAGGGCAAUCCUCCCAGUAGCGGCGGUGGUGGUGCCAAAUCGAAUAAACCCUGUACGUAUUCCAGUGACGAGGAUACUCCACCAGCCAAGAAGCCAGUAAAGAGAACAAGCACAACAGCGACAACAACUACACCAACAUCGAGUCAACAACGUAGAAAGAAUUCGGGAACAUUUACUCUGACAGCAUCGAAAUUGCAAACACAGGCGAAUAAAACAACUGCUCCAACAGAUGAUGCUGGCAAUAAUGAUAACAAGGCAAAGGCAGUCGUCCCAGAUCAAAAAGAAAAGGCCCCAGCAGUGGCACAAAAUAAUCCUGAGAAUCCAGAAAAACCCACAUCUGGGGGUCCUGUCACAGCUAAACGUAAACCUGUUGAACCACCACCAACCAAAGCGGCUGCAAAAACAACCCAUAGUACUAGUCCUCCCGAAACUAUAGUCAAAGGUAAACAGCCACCAUCCAAACGCAGUAAUGGUCCCCCUCCCCAGAAGAGUACUCCACCAACGGCACGAAAAAAAUGCUCCGACGAAUCUGAAUAUGAUAGCAUUUCUGGAUCAGACGAUGAGACCAGCACCACUAGCAGUGAGACUGAAAGCAGUGACACAUCCUAUUCAUCCAAAGCAGGCAGAGGUAAGCGAGCAAAAGCUCGAAUUCAGGCGGCUAAAAACAAAAACGAUCAAUCGAAUUCAGAUGAGGGCGGUAAGGAUGUAAAAAAUAGAAAACUUACCCGAUCAUUGAGUAACAGGCGGUCCCAACAACAACUGAAAUCAUCGGCUGGUGCAGGACAAUUUUGUACGGAUAGUGAAUCGGAAAUGGUCAAUGGGGAAGCUGGGAAAAGGGGACAUUGCAAGACACCAACCAAAAAGGCCUACCUUGGUCUGGGUGGCAGUUUGAGUAAAUGUACUGUAAAGAAAGAGGCCGGCAAUAAUGGUUUUGCUCACAUGCCACGAGCGCCGUCUCCACCUCAACAUGAGAAACGUUGUCCCGUUGAAGGCUGUGAUUCUUCAGGCCAUUUAAGUGGAAAUUUGGAUCGUCAUUUUCUACCAGAAGCCUGCCCUAUUUAUCACAAUAUGUCUGUGUCCGAAUGUAAAGAGCGAGCCAAUGAACGCAAAUUAAGGGAGGAGGCACGAGCUAAGUUUGCCUCAAAUACAAAUAAUCUGGAUGGACAGAAAGUGGUGCCCUUUUCCAAACAUACACAAACGCCCGAACAAAGAGAAUUCUAUAAUAAAAUCAAGGAGUCUCGGGCACGCUUUAAACCCAUCGCCGAAGCUGUGAAUAGCGAUAAAGUCAAAUUGGAAAAAGAUUGUAACGAUGAUGAUCGUGAAUCGAAUUUGGUGGGCCUAGUGCCGGACUAUGAUUUGCAACUGUUUCGUGAUGCUCAGGCUUUGGCCAGUGAAAAGAUUGAAGAAGAAGUAAAAGACUUGCCCAUUGGAAAGGGUAUAAAAUAUAUCACCAUGGGAAAAUACAAAAUGAAAGUCUGGUAUCAAUCUCCCUAUCCGGAAGAUGUUUCGCGACUGCCACAAAUGUAUAUUUGCGAAUUUUGCUUGCGUUAUCAAAAAUCAGAGACUGGUAUUAAACGUCAUGCUCAAAAGUGUGUUUGGCGUCAUCCGCCUGGCGACGAAAUCUAUCGCAAGGGCAAGUUGCAAGUGUGGCAGGUCGAUGGAAAACGUCACAAACAAUACUGUCAACAUUUGUGUCUUUUGGCGAAAUUCUUUUUGGAUCACAAAACCCUUUACUAUGAUGUGGAACCAUUCCUGUUCUAUAUAAUGACACUAGCCGACAACGAUGGAUGUCAUAUCGUGGGAUAUUUCAGCAAAGAGAAAAAUUCAUUUUAUAACGUAUCCUGUAUACUCACCCUGCCGCCAUAUCAAAGGAAAGGUUAUGGAAGAUUACUCAUUGACUUUAGUUACCUUCUGACCCGCGUUGAGGGUAAAAUUGGUUCACCUGAAAAACCGCUUUCCGAUUUGGGCUUAAUAUCGUAUCGUUCCUAUUGGAAAGAUGUACUUCUGGAGUAUCUAUGUAAUCGAACGGGAAAUACGCUUAGCAUUAAGGAUGUGUCACAGGAAAUGGCCAUAUAUUCAUAUGACAUUGUCAGCACUUUGCAAGCUCUGGGUAUGAUGAAGUACUGGAAAGGCAAGCAUAUUGUACUCAAGAAACAGGAUGUCUUGGAUGAUUAUGAGGAACGCAUCAAACGGCGUGGCACUUUCCCCAAAAUCGAUGAAAGCUGUUUACGUUGGAUUCCCUUUGUGCCGGCACAAAACAAUAGCUCCCCCUGAAAAAGGGUUAUACCUAACUAUGAUUAAGACUUUACUGUGACUAUUACACAGUGCUACAUGAU
Molecule: messenger RNA, 2550 nt
Organism: Musca vetustissima
Lineage: Eukaryota; Metazoa; Arthropoda; Insecta; Diptera; Muscidae
Gene: chm
Product: histone acetyltransferase KAT7
Exons: 6
Coding region: 5-2488 (827 amino acids)
Biological process (GO): regulation of DNA-templated transcription
Cellular component (GO): nucleus
Molecular function (GO): histone acetyltransferase activity; zinc ion binding
Source: RefSeq, a predicted model, not a curated record